This is a messenger RNA of Microplitis mediator, 1561 nucleotides long. RefSeq lists its product as uncharacterized. The record is from RefSeq and is a predicted model, not a curated record. The transcript has 9 exons. NCBI's taxonomy places the organism in Eukaryota, Metazoa, Arthropoda, Insecta, Hymenoptera, Braconidae. Bases 1 to 1425 code for a protein of 474 amino acids.
AUGCCAUCACCGAUAAGAAUAAUAGGAAAGCCAAAAGGUUUAGGACGCACAACAUCGUCAUAUGUUAAACGACACCAAAAAAAUAAAACGAAUACACUUCUUCAUGAAAACUUGUUGAUUGAAAAAAACGAUCAACCUAUUUUGAUAGAUGAUCAAGCAGACAACAUCGACAACGCUAGUUGUACUAACAAAUCAGAUUCUAUUGCGAUGAGUGUUAGAAAUGAAAAACAAGCGGAAACUACUGAUGACACAACAACUAGUCCGAUAAUUUUAAAGAAAACAAGAGGCCGUGGACGUCCAAGAGGUCGUACUCAGACAGCUGAUCCUGAGAUUGUCCGAAAUUGGAGUCAAAUAUUAGAACAAGAUUUAGUUUUUAGUUCAUUCAUUUGUGAUAAGCAUUUUGAUGAGGAAUAUAUUUUAAGAAAAGAUGUGAUAAAUAUCCCUGGUCAAGAACCGUACGUAUCAGAGAGGAAAAAAAUAACUCUCAAACCUGGUGCCAUUCCUACAUUAUAUAAAAAUAUCAACGAGACGUCACCUUUAAUUAAUGUGCCGGUUGAUGAAACUGUAAAUGAAAUUAUUGUAGAUCUCAUAGAUGAACGUCAGUUUAUUGAAAGUCAGGAUUUAGUGGAAGUUAAUGAGCAGAUUUCAGUUGAUUUACAAAUUGAUAAUUACGUUGUAGAAGCAAAUAAUAUUGUGCAGAACGAAUGUAUUGAUUCGGAGUUAUCCGAGUUAAAUACUCAAUUCUCUAUUUAUGAAUUGGUAAGAAAUUUAGAAACUUAUAAGUUACCUCAAAAAUGGAGCUGGGUUGAGGAUCAUCUUGAUUCACCUGCUGUCAUACUUUGCUAUUUAGAUUAUAAAUCAUACGAUGUUAAGUUUCGUGUUAAAGUAGAUAAAGCUCUGAAUAUAACAGUAACGAAUGCGAAGAGUAAUCAAUCAGUGAAAAGUGAUUUUAUUAUAUCCAACAUAAAGGAAUUUUGGAAAUUUCUCGAAAUAUUGGAGAUAUCACAAAUAUGUAGUGGUAGUGGAUUUGACGACCAAAAGUCAUCGGAAGCUUGUACAUUUUUUUUGACAGUUGAUGAACAGUAUAAAAAACAAGCAGGAAUAUACCGAUGUGGCGAAUGUAGGCAACUUAGGAAAAAAUUACGUAACCAAUUAUAUAGACCUAAAAUAGAUGCCGAUGAUCAGAAUAAAAAACUUAAACUGGAGCUAAACAAUGUGAAGAAGAAAUGUACUCGGUUAAUUAAUAAGAGUGUUAGAUUAAAGGAAACAAUCGAAGAAGAAAAGAAAAAGUGUGCUAAUGCUUCUGAAAGUGCUGUUGAAAAUGAAAUAUUACUUAUGCCACCAAUACAACAGGAAACAGUUAGAGCAUGUUUUGCUGCUGCUAAAGUCAAAAAUUCUAAGCAAAGAAGGCACUUUACUUCUUGAUGAAGUAGCUCUAAGCGAGUGCGUAAAAUUAAACCAACGAACAAUGAAGUUAGAUGGUUUUGUUGAUUUAGGUUUUCAUAUGCCAGAAAAGGAUCUUAACACUAGAGCUGAUCACGCCUUAGUAUUUAUGUUUCAA